Molecule: messenger RNA, 1170 nt
Organism: Didymodactylos carnosus
Lineage: Eukaryota; Metazoa; Rotifera; Eurotatoria; Philodinida; Philodinidae
Source: the annotation of a GenBank genome assembly
AUGUUUAAUCGGCAAUGUUUCUUAUGUGGUCAAAGUAGCGAGAAUGCGGCAGCCUUGGAAACUAUCAGCGACGCUGCUCACGAUCAAAAAUUUCGUUCUCAAAUAGAACUGAUUGUACCUGCAUUGUCGCUCAUUGGGGAAAAUUUUCACCGUUCUUGCUAUUCAACACUUAUUGCAAAAAGAAGACGUUUAGAAAUCAAAAGAGGAAAACAAGCACAAUCGGUUACUCUAGAUGAUCAAGUGUAUCCCUCAUUUCUGGCACAAGAUGGUAAAUAUUUUGACAGUUCAAACAUGCGUCACGUCUUCAUUGGAUCUUUUACACGGCGGACCUCAACUGAUGAUGAUCAACAAUCAACAGCAGACUCUUCUGUCGAAACUGUUUGGCAUGAUAGAGACACUGCACAAUCACAAACUAUUGAACCAAAUGAGCCGUGCGAUCCGUAUUUAUUUCGAGGUGAAGAUGAACUGGAUGCUGGCCACCGCCAGGAUCUUGGUUUUUCAAAAACGGCAGAGAAUCAAAAUGCACACUAUAUCUGUACACAGACCGCGUUUGAUCAACUGAUUCAAUGGUUAUGGACCACUUUAGCUGAUGGCAAUAUUGUCAAAGUUUCAUAUGCCUAUGAGAAAUUACGAGAAUUAGGAGAUACAGUCACCCACUAUCGGACGUUUGUUGAGCGAAUGAAAACUUUUGAUGGUUACCGCAUUAUUUGCUCAAGUAAACGUUCGGAAAGUUAUAUCGUAUUGAACGACUUUUCAGUUUAUUUGCACUUGAUGCUGCAAAAUUUGUUGGAUGAUAGUGGAGUGAUUAAUAUCGUCACAUUUCCGGCAAUGAUGCUGGCGCCUCAACCUCAGCAGAUGCCCAAUAAUAUAGAAAAUGAAAACUUGAUUAGAACAUCACGAAUAAUUCGCCUUCUAAAAAUAGUCGUCGAUAAAAUCGAGACUGAUGAACCAACAACGACAGAAACACCAACGGACAGAUGUAUUUCAGAGAUUUCAAGUUUAAUUCCAAUUGAAGAUACGUUUCCUCCUCCUCCUCCACCACCGCCAAUCAUCUUUUGUCCUCCUGCUUCACCAUUGGCAUCCGAAAAUAAUAAUGAACACAGAGAACCAUUAUUAUUUACAUUGGAAAAGAUUUUCGUUUAUGAUAAACAUAGUGAUUCUUAUGUUUGA